AUGAGCAACCCAUCAGAAGAGGUGUCCGCUCCAGCGGCGCCGCAAGACGACACCGCAGUUGCACCGGCCGCACCGGCGACAACGACCCCAGGAUACCCACAAGACACAGCGGAAGGCGGAUCAGCAGAGUCGGAGACACGAUCUCUCAGCAGUUUCUCGGUUGGACUAAGUAUCGACACAAACGACGACGAUGCCAUUUCCAAUCUCGGCGAGAUGGAUACCUCCCGCUCGAGCAUCUCGGCAUCGUCAAGUGUCUAUGAAUUUGUCGAGGAGUACGGACGAACGUAUCACAAAUACAAGGAAGGAAAACAGAACCGUCUCGACCUGCAGCACCACCUAGCCACCCGGCUGCUCCAAGGCAAGCUCUACCUGGCGCCCAUUGGCAGCGUCAACCGCGUGCUCGACAUUGGCACCGGCACCGGCAUCUGGGCCGUCGAGUUCGCCGAGCAGCACCCCGAAGCCGACGUCCUCGGCACGGACCUCAGCCCCAUCCAGCCCGAGUAUGUGCCGCCCAACCUGCGCUUCGAGGUCGACGACGUCGAAGACGACUGGGUCUACAGCCAUCCGUUUGACUUUGUCCACGGCCGCUACAUCCUGCCGUCGCUCCGAAACCCGCGCGCCACCCUGCAGCGCAUUUUCGAGCAUCUGCGGCCGGGCGGCCACGUCGAGAUCAUGGAGACGCUCAUGGUCAUCGAGGCCAUUGACGCGUCCCUGCAAAACACCGUGCUGCCGCGCUGGCACCAGCUGAUCCUCGACGGCGUGCGCAAGCUGGGCCGCGGCGACCCCAUGGCCCCGCUGCACACAAAACAGUGGCUCGGCGAGAUUGGCUUUGUCAAUGUCACGGAAAAAAAGUUUGCCGUGCCGGCCAACGGCUGGGCCCGCGGCGACGAGCAGAAGAUCCGCGGCCACCUGAUGAUGACGAACCUGCUGGAGGCGGCGCAGGGCAUCACGAUGAGCAUCUGCAUGAAGGUCUGGGGCUGGAGCCAGGAGGAGGUCGAGCUGUUCCUGGUCGAUGUGCGGGCCGCCCUCAAAGACCGCGCCCACCACGGCUACGUCCCCAUGUAA
Molecule: messenger RNA, 1065 nt
Organism: Sporothrix brasiliensis 5110
Lineage: Eukaryota; Fungi; Ascomycota; Sordariomycetes; Ophiostomatales; Ophiostomataceae
Product: methyltransferase type 12
Exons: 4
Coding region: 1-1065 (354 amino acids)
Molecular function (GO): methyltransferase activity
Source: RefSeq, a predicted model, not a curated record